AUGUCCGCACCUCAUGGCUACAGUCUCAGGCCAUUCAUCAAGAGACCCAACAGCCAUCCUUUCAAGAUUGGUGACGCGAAACGCAUAAAGCCAAGGAAUACAAGUUCGUCUCUUUCUCCUGAAGCAAACGAGGGUCUUUCAAAUGCACCUUCAGAUCCGACGUCUGCCAACGCGAGUCCAGCUUCCACAGAAGAUGGCACACUUCAGCGCCUUAGAGAACUCAUCUCGUCCAUGCCGGUUCCAGCAACCAAAAACAGCACGCUACGAACCCGAAAGCUUGCAUCGAAGACACGAUCUCGGAACGUUCUCGCGCCUCUCGAACUCCAUCACAGUGCCGAUAAUCACGACGCUUCACCUCACGAUGUUGACCUGAGGUACCCUUCGGGACUUGCCGAGCGUUUCGCCUUUGCGAGGAGAACUUAUAAAAAGGAUCACCGAUAUGCUCGACAACUCGAUCCUUUUGUAGAUCUUGUGCACACGAUCUCUGUCCUGCUUGAAAGUACACUCGGGCCCAAAGGCCCUCAAGUUCAGAUUUGCUCUGCUUUAAGACAAGCAUGGCUUGGUCAUGAGAACUGGUCCGCUGGUGGUGGCACUCAGACGUUCAAGGACACAAUCGAAGCCGUAAACGUCCUGACCGGACAUCAAGGUCAUAAGCGCCCAGAGCUUACACCAGACUUCCUAGAACACUUCUUCGACCAGCUCCACGACCGGGUCAUUGCCGACAACUGCACCGACCUACUUCAUCGCAGCAACGCGAAAUCCACCGAGAACGUCUACGGCGAAUUGCGACCGAAAUUCCUCUCCCGCAUCUUCAAAGACGUCGGCCUUGACAGCAAAAGCGUAUACCUAGAUCUCGGAUGCGGCGUCGGACAAACAGCCAUGCAAGCGUCUUUGGAAACACAGUGCGAAGCACACGGCAUCGAGCGGGAGAGGAAAGUCCACGCUUUGGCACAAUUCCAUCUCACGCAAUUUCGAGCGCGAGCGGAACUGUACGGUUUGCCAUACAACAGUCAUGUGGUGCUUCGACAAGGUGACUUCCUCACUUCGAGAUUCGUUCGAGAUCUUUUGCCAGUCGUGGACGUUGUUUUGCUCAAUAAUUUGAAGCUUGAUUCCGAGACUGAUAUCAAGGUUUGUGGGAUGUUGGAGGAGGGCUUGAAGGAUGGGGCGAGAGUGGUUAGCACGAGGAGUUUGAAGCGGCUUAAGAGAGGGGGGAAUGUUAGGGUGAGGAUGGUUGAUGGGUGGAGGGUUGAGAGGUUGCAUUAUGAGGCUGAGAGUGUCAGUUGGACGGAUAGUGAGGGAGAAUACUUUGUACAGAUCAGGCUGCAGGAGUAG
Molecule: messenger RNA, 1332 nt
Organism: Pseudocercospora fijiensis CIRAD86
Lineage: Eukaryota; Fungi; Ascomycota; Dothideomycetes; Mycosphaerellales; Mycosphaerellaceae
Exons: 1
Coding region: 1-1332 (443 amino acids)
Biological process (GO): regulation of transcription regulatory region DNA binding; DNA repair; DNA damage checkpoint signaling
Cellular component (GO): nucleus
Molecular function (GO): histone H3K79 methyltransferase activity
Source: RefSeq, a predicted model, not a curated record